UGCACCAUUUUGUAAGUCGCUCUGGAUAAGAGCGUCUGCUAAAUGACUUAAAUGUAAAUGUAAAUGUAGACAAAUCAACAGAGGCCUUAGAUUACUAUGAUGUCAUAUAUAGAACCUGGACAAAUCAACAGAGGCCUUAGAUUACUAUGAUGUCAUAUAUAGAACCUGGACAAAUCAACAGAGGCCUUAGAUUACUAUGAUGUCAUAUAUAGAACCUGGACAAAUCAACAGAGGCCUUGGAGGCAUUAGAUUACUAUGAUGUCAUAAAGGUCAGUCGUGUAUCAGAGGGAAGUCUUCUCUACAAGCCAUGAAGCUACAUGGAUGAUUCCAAUGGGAGUGCAGCCAAUCCCAGCGGUGUUCAGGGUCAGGUGAUGCCCAUGGAGGAGUGGGGGUGUAGCUCAGGAUGGGGGGUGAGGGUGAAGGGGGAGCAGGGGAAGAGAGAGGACAGGCGGCUGGUGGGGGUGUGUGGUCUGGCUAACAGUGGUAACUCCUGCUACAUGAACGCUGUGCUGCAGUGUCUCUUCUCCACUGUGCCGUUGGUGGAACACCUCCUCAGCUCACACAAAUGCUCCCAGUUGGCCAAGCGUAACAGUCCUGUAGCGGGGGUGUUUGUGCAACUCCUACAGGAGGUGUGGCAGGGUCAGGGGGGUUCCACCUCCCCAGGGGAGGUGAGGGCCUUGGUCUCCUCCCUGCACCCCCAGUUCAACAACCAAUCACAGCAGGACGCCCAGGAGCUACUCCUCCUCCUGCUCAACGCCCUGCAUGACGACCUGAAGAAUAAGGGGGAGAGGCGUCAGACACGUUCUUCCCAGCGGUUGUGUCUGGGCAGGAAGUCGCUCAGUUCGGCGCCAGCAGCGGGGGAUUCUACGGUGGUGACACGUCUCUUCGAGGGACAACUCAGCUACCAGAUGCUGUGUCUGCGCUGCGAUGGACACUCUCACAGCAACCAGGUCUUCACCAUCCUGUCUCUGCCUAUACCACUUGACUCAUACAAGUGCUCCCUACAGGACUGCCUGUCGCUGUUCUUCCAGCAGAGUACGUUGACGUGUGGAGAUCAGAAGUUGUGUCCAGAGUGUGGAGUGAAGAGAGACACAGCUGUCCUCACCAGCAUGGCCAAACCACCUGAGAUCCUGGUGCUGCACCUCAAACGUUUUGGUUGCCAUGGGAGUGAGAAGAGGAAGUUGAGGACCAAUGUGUUGUUCUCAUUGGACAGUUUAGACCUAACCCCCUUCCUGUCCAGCCCCUCAGCCAAUCACACCAGCUACUCUCUCUACGCAGUGGUGAACCACACAGGAGACCUAGACAUGGGUCACUACACGGCCCUGUGCCACAGUACCCUGUCCAGCAGCUGGCACCACUUUGACGACACGGCCGUGAGCGAGGUGGUGGACUUCUUGGUGCAGUCUCCUAACGCCUACAUCCUGCUGUACAGCCGUCAGCCCUUCCACAGGCCCAACAUACCCCAGAUCUGACCCACCACAGGCCCACCAUACCCCAGAUCUGACCC
Salmo salar (Atlantic salmon) is the source of this 1507-nucleotide messenger RNA. The record is from RefSeq and is a predicted model, not a curated record. Lineage: Eukaryota; Metazoa; Chordata; Actinopteri; Salmoniformes; Salmonidae.